This is a messenger RNA of Debaryomyces hansenii CBS767, 1548 nucleotides long. RefSeq names its product bifunctional anthranilate synthase/indole-3-glycerol-phosphate synthase (gene TRP3). Lineage: Eukaryota; Fungi; Ascomycota; Pichiomycetes; Serinales; Debaryomycetaceae. Gene Ontology annotation, cellular component: cytosol. Gene Ontology annotation, molecular function: indole-3-glycerol-phosphate synthase activity. Gene Ontology annotation, biological process: L-tryptophan biosynthetic process. Bases 1 to 1548 code for a protein of 515 amino acids. The record is from RefSeq and is a predicted model, not a curated record. The transcript has a single exon.
AUGACUAGUGAUUUGCUCAAAAGGCAUGUUUUGAUGAUAGAUAAUUAUGAUUCCUUUACUUGGAACUUAUAUCAAUAUCUCUAUCAAUCUCGUUUAUGUGGAAAAGUCGACGUCUAUCGUAAUGAUAAAAUUGAUAUAGCUACCAUUGAAAAUGAAAUCAAACCAGAUAUUAUCUUCAUAUCUCCGGGCCCUGGACAUCCAAGCACGGAUUCUGGUGUUUCAAGAGAUGUUAUUGACUAUUUCAAGGGCAAGUUGCCGAUAUUUGGUGUCUGUAUGGGAUUACAAUGUGUGUUUGAUGUAUUUGGUGGUGAUGUUUCUUAUGCCGGAGAAAUUGUUCAUGGUAAAACCACCACUAUAAAGCAUGACGGAAAGGGUAUGUUUGCCAAUGUGCCGCAAUCGGUUGCUGUUACCAGAUAUCAUUCGUUGGCUGGUACUCAACAAACUUUGCCUGAUAGUCUUGAGGUCACGGCUUCGACCGAAACGUCUCCUGAAAUUAUUAUGGGUGUCAGACACAAGGAAUACACAAUAGAAGGUGUGCAGUUUCAUCCGGAGUCCAUUUUAACCGAAUCUGGUCAGAUAAUGAUUGACAACUUAUUAUCUGUUCAAGGUGGUACUUGGAAAGAGAACGAUGCUUCCAGAGGUGCCGUUACGCCGGCCAGGAAGGAAAACAUAUUGGUGAAGAUCUUUGAACAGCGUAAGGAAGACUACAAAAUCAUUGAAAAGCUUCCAGGUAGAUCCUUUGAACAAUUACAGGUGUCAUUAUCGUUGUCGGUGGCGCCUAGCUUAAUCAAUUUCUACGAUCGGAUUAUCUACACGCAAAAAGAAUUGAAACAAACCAUUAUCUUGUCUGAGUUCAAGCGUGCUUCACCAUCUAAAGGCGAUAUCAAUAUCCAAGCUCAUCCUGGUAAGCAAGCCUUGACUUACGCCACUAAUGGAUGCUCAACCAUCUCGGUAUUAACCGAACCAAAAUGGUUCAAAGGCUCAUUAGAUGACAUGGCAUUAAUACGUCGUGUUAUCGACACUCCUACCCAGGAAAAUUACAAAAGACCUGCCGUCUUGAGGAAAGAGUUCAUCUUCAACAAGUACCAAAUCUUAGAAGCCCGUUUAGCUGGUGCCGAUACCGUCUUGUUGAUCGUCAAAAUGUUGCUGAACUCCCAAAUAUUACAAGAAUUGUACGAGUAUUCCUUGUCCUUAGGUAUGGUCCCAUUGGUGGAAGUCAAUGAUAAGUCUGAAUUAGAUUUAGCCGUCAAGCUUACUUACAAGGGUGACAACAAAGAACCUCUCAUAAUUGGGGUUAAUAACCGUAACUUGUCAACUUUUGACGUUGAUUUAGGAACCACCAGUUCCUUGGUUGAUGCUGCUAAAAACAAGAGUGGCAGAAAGGGCGAUGUGGUGGUCUUAGCAUUAUCUGGAAUAACUAAUGUUGAUGAUGUCAAAAAGUACAAAUACGAGGACAAUGUCGAUGGUUUUUUGAUAGGAGAAAGUUUAAUGAGGGCUGAAGAGCAAGGAAGAGCUGGUGACUUCUUGAAUGAAUUAUGUACUUGUUAG